Messenger RNA from Vitis riparia (riverbank grape), 3050 nucleotides. RefSeq lists its product as uncharacterized. The transcript is spliced from 6 exons. NCBI's taxonomy places the organism in Eukaryota, Viridiplantae, Streptophyta, Magnoliopsida, Vitales, Vitaceae. The record is from RefSeq and is a predicted model, not a curated record. Bases 25 to 2829 code for a protein of 934 amino acids.
GAGAUUCAAUAUAUUGUGAACUCGAUGGAUCUGACUCCAUCACAUGGUGCCUUUCCUGUUAUGGAGACCUUGUCUCUCAAUCAGCUGAUUAACUUGCAAGAGGUAUGCCAUGGCCAAUUUCCAGUAGGGUCCUUUGGUUGCUUGAGAAAAGUGGAAGUGGAAGAUUGUGAUGGCUUGAAAUUUCUCUUCUCGUUGUCUGUGGCUAGAUGCCUUUCCCGACUUGAAGAAAUAAAAGUAACUAGAUGCGAGAGUAUGGUUGAGAUGGUUUCCCAAGAAAGGAAAGAAAUAAGAGAAGAUGCUGUUAAUGUGCCUCUGUUCCCUGAAUUGAGACACUUGACGUUAGAGGACUUACCCAAGCUCAGUAAUUUCUGCUUUGAGGAGAACCCGGUGCUUCCGAAGCCUGCAAGCACAAUUGUUGGUCCUAGUACACCACCUCUCAACCAACCGGAGAUCAGGGAUGGCCAACUUCUGCUUUCCUUGGGCGGCAACCUCCGGUCUCUCGUCUUGAAGAAUUGCCUGUCACUAUUGAAACUAUUCCCACCCAGUUUGUUACAGAAUUUGGAAGAACUAAUAGUGGAAAACUGUGGUCAACUGGAACACGUAUUUGAUCUUGAAGGGCUAAAUGUUGAUGAUGGGCAUGUUGAGCUCCUCCCUAAAUUAGGAAAGCUGGCGUUGAUUGGUCUACCAAAGUUGAGGCAUAUAUGCAACUGUGGCAGCUCCAGAAAUCAUUUCCCUUCUUCCAUGGCUUCUGCUCCUAUAGGCAAUAUCAUAUUCCCUAAAUUAAGCGAUAUUUACCUGGAAUCUUUGCCCAACCUCACAAGCUUCGUCUCCCCUGGAUAUCAUUCCCUCCAAAGGCUUCACCAUGCAGACCUUAAUACCCCCUUCCCGGUGCUCUUUGAUGAAAGGGUUGCAUUUCCUAGCUUGAAUUUCUUAAAGAUCUUGGGACUGGAUAAUGUGAAAAAAAUAUGGCCCACCCAAAUUCCUCAAGAUUCCUUCCCCAAACUAGAAUGUGUGAGCUUAUCAUCAUGUGGACAAUUGUUGAAUAUUUUUCCAUCUUGUAUGCUGAAAAGGUUACAGAGUCUAGAGAGACUGUUCGUAUGUGAUUGUAGUUCAUUAGAAGCGGUUUUUGAUGUGGAAGGGACAAAUGUGAAUGUGGAUCUUGAAGAGCUAAAUGUUGAUGAUGGGCAUGUUGAGCUCCUCCCUAAAUUAGGAGAACUGAGGUUGAUUGGUCUACCAAAGUUGAGGCAUAUAUGCAACUGUGGCAGCUCCAGAAAUCAUUUCCCUUCUUCCAUGGCUUCUGCUCCUGUAGGCAAUAUCAUAUUCCCUAAAUUAAGAAGUAUUAAACUGGAAUCUUUGCCCAACCUCACAAGCUUCGUCUCCCCUGGAUAUCAUUCCCUCCAAAGGCUUCACCAUGCAGACCUUGAUACCCCCUUCCCGGUGCUCUUUGAUGAAAGGGUUGCAUUUCCUAGCUUGGCCUUCUUACAAAUCUCGGGACUAGAUAAUAUGAAAAAAAUAUGGCACAACCAAAUUCCUCAAGGUUCCUUUUCCAAAGUAAAAAUGGUGAAAGUAGAAUCAUGUGGAGAACUGUUGAAUAUUUUUCCAUUUUGUUUGCUGAAAAGGUUACAGAGUUUAGAGACUCUAUUCGUAGGUGAUUGUAGUUCAUUAGAAGCGGUUUUUGAUGUGGAAGGGACAAAUGUGAAUGUGAACGUGGAUCGUGGUUCAUUAGGGAAUACGUUUGUACUCCCUAAAGUAGCCAAUCUCAUUCUCAAUCAACUACCUCAACUCAGGAGUUUCUACCCGGGGACACAUACUUCACGGUGGCCAUUGUUGAAACGACUGGGGGUGUUACAGUGUCAAAAACUCAAUGUAUUUGCAUUCGAUACUCCUACAUUCCAGCAAAGACAUCAUGAGGGAAAUCUUGAUAUGCCCCUUUUCUUGCUCCCACAUGUUGCAUUCCCUAAUUUGGAGGAAUUAGCAUUGGGUCAAAAUAGAGAUACAGAAAUAUGGCCAGAGCAAUUUCCAGUGGAUUCCUUUCCCAGACUAAGAGAUCUGCAUGUAUAUGACUUUAGAGAUAUUUUGGUUGUGAUUCCUUCCUUUAUGCUUCAAAGAUUACAUAAUCUGGAAGUACUUAACGUAGGAAGAUGUAGUUCAGUCGAAGAGGUAUUCCAACUUGAAGGACUUGACGAGGAAAAUCAAGCCAAGAGGCUUGGACGGUUAAGAGAAAUAAAGUUGGAUGAUCUUCCUGGGCUGACACAUUUGUGGAAGGAAAACUCCAAACCAGGCCUUGACUUGCAGAGUCUAGAGAGUCUUGUAGUGCGGAAUUGUGUCAGUUUGAUAAAUUUGGUACCAUCCUUGGUAUCUUUCCAGAAUCUAGCUACUCUAGAUGUGCAGUCUUGUGGUAGUCUGAGAAGUUUGAUAUCACCCUCGGUAGCUAAAAGUCUGGUAAAACUCAAAACACUCAAAAUAGGUGGAUCAGAUAUGAUGGAAGAAGUAGUUUCCAACAAAGGAGGGGAAGCAACAGAUGAGAUUACUUUCUACAAAUUACAACACAUGGAGCUUCUGUAUUUGCCAAACCUCACAAGCUUCAGUUCAGGUGGUUAUAUAUUCUCAUUCCCAUCCUUGGAGCAGAUGCUGGUGAAAGAAUGCCCCAAGAUGAAAAUGUUCUCUUCAAGCCUCGUAACUACACCAAGGCUAGAAAGAAUAAAAGUGGGAGAUGAUGAGUGGCCUUGUCAGGAUGAUCUGAAUACCACCAUCCAUAAUUCGUUUAUAAAUGCACAUGGUAAAGUUGAGGCUAAGAUUGUGGAAUUGGGAGCUGGUUCAACAUUAUGAUUACAUCAUGUUUUGUUCUUGGGAAUAUUACUCUUUGGCUGGAUUGAUUCCAUGUUAAUGCAAUAUGUAUCACUCUAUCUCAAUCUAUUUGGUUAUAUUUUAGGUUUAUAUAGAUUUGUUGGAUUGUAUGAUGUUUUCCACAUUGUUCAUAAUUGUUGAAAUUUCUUCAUAAUUAUGGAUGGUCACUAUUUGAGUCGCAUAAUGAAUCUCCACUUGAAUCA